AUGGCUCCUUACAUGGACAGCCCACGUGGCCCAUGUUGCAGUUGGCUGGGCUGGGCCUCGAAUUAUUCCGAGGCUGCGGUGUGCGACGACGACGACGACGACCAGGAGAUGGCUGCGGCGGCGGGCGGCGGCGGAGGAGCGAAGGCGACGGUGGCGGAGCAGAUAGGGCAGGCGGUGCAGUCCACCUCCAACCUUCUCCAGCUCAUGGAGCAGUCCUCCCCUGCCCAGGAAGUAGGUGCUGAUUCAUGCAGAAUGUUUAUUCAGGUCCACUUGGCUAAACUCCCUAAGAAUCUCUUGGCAAAAGCAUCUCUUACAAAGAACACAGAGCAAGUGCUACAACAACUACCUAAUGUAAUUUCUUCCUUGGAUGCUUUUAUGGACAGUAGUUUGCAAAGCGCAUCUCAAAUUAAGACUGUCACACAACUGUUGUCAAACAUGGAGAGCACCCAGCUCAAAUCUAUUUUGCCUGCCUCUCGAUUACAGAAAGAUCAAAAGAAUACUGAGCCUGGAGAACUCAGGGUUGACUGAUGUGUUCACUGUGGCUUAUGCAAAAAGCAGAUCUUGGCAUCUCACCAAAGCCUAGGCUCAGCUGACUUCUGCUGGAGAACAAGGUAGUAACUGAAGAAUUGUAGUUGGCAAGACUCAGGUGGCGGGUGGCGCUGGAAUGUGCAAAGGGCCCUGCUGUAGAACUGUGAAACCAUUAUCUAUGUGCACUGUGAUUUGGAGGCUCGAGGCAACGGACCUGCUGUCACUGUCAUAAUGCUUACUGCAAAUUCUGUUGAUUCGCUCCAGUGCUAAUUAAGAAACAUUAGUGUUGCCCCCUUUUCAUUUAAAUGUAAAAGAAGAUACGAUGACAUCUGAUAUUGCCAAUGCAGGUACGUGUGUAACGCCAA
Aegilops tauschii subsp. strangulata is the source of this 893-nucleotide messenger RNA. NCBI's taxonomy places the organism in Eukaryota, Viridiplantae, Streptophyta, Magnoliopsida, Poales, Poaceae. The record is from RefSeq and is a predicted model, not a curated record.